AGAUCCUUUCUCUCUCUCUCUCUCUCUCUCUCUCUCUCUCUUAUAUAUUUAGCUUUAUUUAUUCCAUCAGAUCUAACCUAGCUAUAUAUACAUAAAGCUUAGUUUCUCCAUCCCUUUCCUUCUUUGAUGAAGAUCACAUGAGCCCAACAACUUCCCUCUCUAGCUCAACACCAUGCAUGAAACCACUGAAUUUCUUAUUUCUCACUAUCCUAAUUCCCUCUGCUAAAGGAAAACUCCCAACGCACGACCCACAGCUCGUUUAAUUUUUUCUCCAUCCAUCAUAUUUCCCUCAGCUCCGAUGAUGUCGCCAGAAAACAACCCGACAAAGCUGCCGUCCGGCCGAGAAGAGGCCCAGGGCUCCGGCGGCAGGAAAACGGCGCCGCUGAGGCCGCCGGAGCAGGGCCUCAACUGCCCCCGGUGCGACUCGCCGAACACCAAGUUCUGCUACUACAACAAUUACAGCCUCUCGCAGCCGAGGCACUUCUGCAAGACCUGCCGGAGGUACUGGACCAAAGGGGGAGCUCUCCGGAACGUCCCCAUCGGGGGCGGAUGCCGGAAAAAUAAGAAGAUGAAGUCGAGCUCCAAGCUUCCCGGCGACUCCAGGGAGUACUCGUCGGAGACGGGCGGGCUGAAAUUAUUCCACGGCCUGUCCCCGUCCGUCGAUUUCCAACUCGGUGGGCUUUCCCCCUUCCCCAGGCUCAAUCAAUCGACACCUUCUGCUGUUAAUUACAACAAUCUUUCUUCGUUCGGUGACAUUAAUGUUAAUGGUUCAUCUGUCGGCAUAGAGCAGAUGGGGAGCUCUGCCCCUUUAAUGGGGUUGACCUAUAAUCCUCUACCUUCAUUCGGCCAUAGCACUGAUCAAAUUCAAAUGUGUUCGAUGAAUGCUCACAGUAGCCUUGCUUCGUCGAUCGAGUCCUUGAGUUGUAUCAACCAAGACAUGCACUGGAAAUUGCAGCAGCAGAGGCUGGGCGUCAUGCUUUUUGGUUCAGAUGCUGAUAACAAUAACAACAAUAAUAAUACUAAUAAUAAUGAUCUGAGAGAUGUUGAAGAAAGCCGGCAUACCCAGAAACCCCAGCCCAUCUUUUUUCAGAAUCUGGAAAUUUCAAAGCCAGCUGAGGUUUCUGCUGCUGGGAUUAAUUCAUCAAGGAGGGAGGGUGCAAGUGGCGUCGAGUGGUUCUUCGAUGGCAGCUCUUACGGCCCAGUAGCAGCGGCAGUUCCGUCCACCAGUAGCGGUGGCGAGGCCGGUGGCGCCGCGGGCAACCACGGCAGCGGGAACUGGAAUGGGAUUCAAGCGUGGAGUGAUUUGCAGCAGUAUAGUGGGCUGCCAUAGCUGGCUAGCUGAGGGGAAAAUAAGCAUUAACUUGAUAUGGGUCAUUAAUCAAGAGGUAGGCCUUAAAGGGCAGAGAAAGAAUUUAAAGGAAGAAAGAAAAAAGGGAGUCUCGUAUAUUAAUUAGGUGAAGUUAAUUUUAUCUGAUCAGUUAGUUACCUGUUAAUUUCUUGUUUUGUGGGGUGCAGAUGAUCAACAAGUAAAAGUUGGGAAAAGGGGAAGUAGUAGUUUGGAUCGAUCUUUACUUUUGUUGUUUAAUUUAGCAAUUAAGAUGAUAUAUUAUAGCUAGCUAGCGAGCUAGCUGAUCAUCCACAUAUAUAGUUUAGUUUCAGUACUUGCA
This is a messenger RNA of Malania oleifera, 1667 nucleotides long. Its product is annotated as dof zinc finger protein DOF5.7. The transcript has a single exon. The record is from RefSeq and is a predicted model, not a curated record. Gene Ontology annotation, biological process: regulation of DNA-templated transcription. NCBI's taxonomy places the organism in Eukaryota, Viridiplantae, Streptophyta, Magnoliopsida, Santalales, Ximeniaceae. Gene Ontology annotation, molecular function: DNA binding; DNA-binding transcription factor activity. The coding region runs from base 299 to 1330 and encodes 343 amino acids.